Messenger RNA from Alternaria arborescens, 1530 nucleotides. RefSeq lists its product as hypothetical. Bases 1 to 1530 code for a protein of 509 amino acids. Gene Ontology annotation, molecular function: transmembrane transporter activity. Gene Ontology annotation, cellular component: membrane. The transcript is spliced from 7 exons. Gene Ontology annotation, biological process: transmembrane transport. The record is from RefSeq and is a predicted model, not a curated record. NCBI's taxonomy places the organism in Eukaryota, Fungi, Ascomycota, Dothideomycetes, Pleosporales, Pleosporaceae.
AUGGCCUCAGCAGCAGAACGUCCAAUCGACAGGUCGAGCGAGGAAGAGAAGACCAUAGGCGAGAAGCAUGUCGAAACGGCAAAACAUGUUCAUACGAUCGAAAACCUGCCUGAUCCUGACGCUGGUCUCAGCGAAGAAGAGCGCGCUGCUCACGACAAAGCACUCCUCCGCAAACUUGACUUCCGCCUAAUCCCAUGGCUCUCAUUCCUCUAUCUGAUUUCCUUCUUGGACCGCACAAAUAUUGGCAAUGCCAAAGUCGACGGUCUGCAAGAAGACCUCAACAUGACCAACGGCCAAUACAACGCCAGUCUAACCAUCUUCUUCGUCAGUUACUCCGUGUUCGAGCCGCUUACAAACGUGCUCUUGAAGAAGUUACGCCCUAGCAUCUUCUUGCCAUUGAUUAUGAUCUGGUGGGGGAUUUGCAUGACAUGCAUGGGUCUCGUGCACAACUAUGCCGGGUUGAUGACAGCACGAUGGUGGCUUGGUUGUGCCGAAGCAGGACUCUUUCCUGGUGUAAAUUACUAUCUGAGUUGCUGGUACAAACGUUCAGAAUUUGGAAUCCGAGCUGCUAUUUUCUUCUCGGCUGCAGCGCUUGCGGGUAGUUUUGGUGGACUGCUAGCAGCUGGAAUCGCGCAAAUGGGUGGCGUAGGAGGAAAGCCAGGCUGGGCAUGGAUCUUCAUCCUCGAAGGUCUCGCAACCAUUUUUGUCGGAAUAGCAAGUUACUGGAUGGUUCAUGACUUUCCUGCCGAAGCCACAUUCUUGUCUCCUGACGACCGAGCUCGCGUCCUCCGCCGUCUGCGCGCUGAUAAACAGGCCUCAGCUGCGCACGAAGAUUUCCAAAUGAAGUACUUCUGGCAAUCGGUCAAAGACUGGAAAACACUCAUGUUCAGCAUCAUCUACAUGGGAGCGGACGGGUCUCUCUAUGCCUUUAGUCUUUUCUUGCCCACUAUCCUUGCCGGCAUGGGUUAUACGUCUACAACCGCGAAUUUGCUUUCUGUGCCACCAUAUGCGGUUGCAGCUGUGGUCACGGUGUUGGUCGGUUAUAUUGCUGAUCGCACGCAACAAAGAGGGUACUGCAACAUGGGGGUUUCGCUCUUCGGUAUCACAGGCUUCGCCAUGCUUCUUGGUUCCGGAAAUCCGAAUGUGCAGUACGCCGGUACGUUCUUAGGAGCUAUUGGCAUCUAUCCAACGAUAGCGAACACAAUUUCCUGGGCUGCCAACAAUGUCGAAGGUGUAUACAAGCGUGGUGUCACGCUUGGGUUUGUUAUCGGCUGGGGUAACAUCAACGGCGUCGUUUCAUCGAAUAUCUAUCGUAGCAGGGACAAACCACGCUACUUCCUGGGCCAUGGCGUGGUGUUGGCGUAUCUGACAUUAUGGCUGCUGGGCGGCAGUAUCGUGACGCGGUUUCUGCUCGCAUGGGAAAACAAGAAAAGGAGGCAAGGGGCGAGGGACGUCUGGAUUGAGGGCAAGAGUGAGAAGGAGAUUGAGGAGAUGGGUGACAAGAGGCCGGAUUUUCUGUAUACUCUUUGA